Prorocentrum cordatum is the source of this 1083-nucleotide messenger RNA. NCBI's taxonomy places the organism in Eukaryota, Dinophyceae, Prorocentrales, Prorocentraceae. The record is from the annotation of a GenBank genome assembly.
AUGGCAUGGGGCGACACUCCAGAGGCUGGCAGGGCCCCGUGGAGGCAGAGGCCAGCGCCGGUCGCCCGGGAGGCAGCGAUGGUGGCAGCAGCACUGGCAGCCGCGGUGGCCCCGGCGGUGGCCGCAGCUGUGAGAGCGGUUGCCGACGCUGCGACGGCGCCAAGGCCGAACGCCAGGCAGACGGCCAGGCUAGCGGUGCGGCCGUCGCAGGCGCCACCACUCCUGGCCAUCAAGGACAAAGAGGGGGAGGCGCAGCUCGAGGCGCUCACCAGGACGGCCGCUUGCCCCGCCCCCAGGCAACUGGAUGGGGCCGCCGCUGGCGCCGGCGCCGCUGGGAUGGCAGGGCGCGCGGCCGCCAAGUCCCCCGCAGGCGAGGCUCAGGUCGCGCAGUGCCAGGGCGCGUUCCAGGAGGCGCCGGAAGGUGAAGAAGGCGAUGAAGCAGCACGAGUCCUCGGAGCCGCUGGUGGUGGACUAGCCUACCUGGGGUGCUCUGUGCGCACCGAGUGGUACGACCUCGCUGACAGCGACGGCGAGGAGGAGGGCAACAACGUGGAUAGCUACGACUUCAAGGAGCAGUGCGAGCUGAAGGCCGAGGAUGGCGACGUCUUCAAGUCCGAGGUUCACCAGGUGGAGGAGACCACGAGGGAGUGCUACGAGCGCCAGCGCCAGGACCACGACUUCAGCGGAGUCCUGCUGGCCAACGCGGAGGUGUUCCUCAAGACCGAGGCAGUCCGGGAGCAGCGCUACGCGCAGUGGCGCCUGGGCAGUGACACCAGUGUGGGAGUGGUCGGGCAGAAAUGCGCGGAGUCGGAGGGCCUUCCCGAGAUUCCGCUCUUCCCGUCUCUGGAGGAGGUGCUGGACGACGAGCCAGCCAAGAACGAGACCCAGAAGACCCAGGAGUUGCGCGAUCUGCACAGCGUCGGCAUCGUCAACUUCCUGGCGCAAGUCGGGGAGCAGGAGGUGAGCAAGACCAUCCAGGAGCAGGGAGGGGGCUGCACGUGGGUGGAGCUCCUGAAUUGGGUGAAGAAGAACUUCGACAACGAGUUGCCAAGAGAUGUUCGGGAUCUCCGAGUUGGAACUUGA